Molecule: messenger RNA, 1046 nt
Organism: Trichomycterus rosablanca
Lineage: Eukaryota; Metazoa; Chordata; Actinopteri; Siluriformes; Trichomycteridae
Product: probable RNA-binding protein EIF1AD
Exons: 5
Coding region: 164-694 (176 amino acids)
Biological process (GO): translational initiation
Cellular component (GO): nucleus
Molecular function (GO): RNA binding; translation initiation factor activity
Source: RefSeq, a predicted model, not a curated record
ACAAAAACGUGAUUUUCUGUUCCACUUUGGUUUUUUAAUCUAUUUGUUUUAAUAGAGCAUGGGAACUUAAAGUUCCAUCUUGAUUGGUCACCACUAAACUACCAUUGAAACAGGCACAUCAGUAUCCUGUUGGAGUAAAGGAAAAGCUUAGAAAUAAUCAACCAUGUCCAAGGCAACCAAGCGCAAGCAUGUAGUCAAAGAAGUUCUUGGAGAGUUCGUCACACCCAGUGAGAAGCAGCAGAUCAUGAGGAUUUUGGGAACCAAUGGCAAUAACCUACAUGAUGCUGUAACAGACAGUGGUGAGAGAUUUCUGCUUAGCAUGCCCACAAAGUUCCGCAAAAACAUCUGGAUUAAAAGAGGUGAUUUUGUGAUUGUAGAUCCUAUAGAGGAGGGUGACAAGGUGAAAGGAGAAAUCAGUUUUAUUCUGUAUAGAGACCAUAUCCAGUAUUUAAGGAAACUUGGUGUCUGGCCAAAAGGAUUCAAAGUGGAUGGUGAGAGUGGGGACAGGAAGCAGGAAGUGCAGAAAGAUGAGAAUGAUUGCGAAGAGCAAGAGGAGGACGAGCAUAGCAACAGUGACUCUGACGAUGAUGGCGACCUUUUUGUAAACACAAACAGAGCCACAGUUCAGUACAGUGAGAGUGAGGAAGACUCUAAUGACUCCGAUGAAGAGGAGGAGAAUGAAGAAGAUGAAUAGGAAGGAACUUUUGACUGGUGAAUUCUGUAAAUAAUUUAAUAUUCUGAGGUUGCAAAGGUUUAAUAUACAGGUUGCAGAUGCUGCUGACUAAGUUAAAUCAUUUGUGGACUGUAAUUAAGCUAAAAGAUCCUAUUUUUCAGUGGCAAGAACCAUUUACUUACUAUUCAAACAAUAAAAAAGCCAUGGUAAUGCUCUCUUAAAUAUCUGGAAUAAUUAGAUCCACAUAAAAAUCACCAGUUAAUGUCCAAAUGUAUUUCAGAUGUAAAUGAUUUCUAUAUAUACGAUUAUAGGUUUCAAAAAGAUUUGUUGCAUUGACAAAAACAUUGUAUCAUAGUGUACAGUAUGUACAUAU